ACGAGGAUUUCACGCGUUUUUUUUUUAGAACGGCCAAUAGGCCACCUAUCAACUUCCACUUUCGAAAGAAAUUGCAAGCGAGCUAUGAAAGACAGAGUAUUAAAUUUAACACCAGACGAAAAAGAAAAAUCAAAAACUAUCUACUGCGCAUAUAUAUUUAUAUAUAUCCGCUUAUUUCCAGUUUCACCUGUGUCGAUCACGAAUAAAGUUCCAAAACAACGGUGAGAAGCCAUGUGAUUCGUUUUGCCGGAUUGAAGUAUCAAAACAGAACCGAAAGAGCAAAGACUGGAAAAUUUCAGAAAGAAAGAGAAUGUUUUUGUCUUUACCUGACCAGAGCUUGAUCAAUGUUCGUUAGUUUACGGUGAGCGGCAGAGGCAGUUGGACGUGAGAUUUCGCGAUCGGUCGAACAUUCCUCAAGCGAUCACCAGAGGAAGAUUACUCAUGCUGUCAAGGGAACAAGAGUAGUCAUACAUUGUCGUAAACAAUGUUGUUAUUAUAAAAUGUGGUAAUUCCUCGACUGUUGAUCGAUUGUUUUAUAUAAUGGUUACCACAAUAAAAUCAAUUUGCUUGUUUGUCCUGUCGCUGGUUGUCCAUGCGGAGGCGGUAAAUUUGGUAGCCUACAUUUCACAACAUGGACUGCAUGGUGAGAUUUCCUUCUCACAGUACACCGAACGACAGGUUCAAAUAGCAACCGAUUUGGAAACCACACUCCAAUAUCCAGAUCAAGCGUGGAGUUGGGGUGUGUAUCAACUACCGGUUGAUUACACGAUCGUCGAUCCCAAAGACAGAUGUGAUCUGAAGGCGUUGGGCGAGCAACUGUGGUCGUUCGACGAUGACCUAGGCUUUUUGACACUCCCAGGUAAUGAAUCUUCAACGUGGCUGAACGACAUCCGGUUGACAGGAGAAAAGGGACUGUGGGGCAAAUCGUUGGUGCUGUUUGAUCCGAAUAGUAAUUUCAGAAUUUGCGCAACUGUCACAACCAGAGAUGGCUCACAAGAUCACAUUGCUGAGGCAAGGUUCAAUGGUCCCGUCACCGGUUCCAUAUAUUUCCGUUGGUUAGCAUCGAAGGAGACUCAUCAUUCCGAUACACUGAUUUACUCGAACCUGUUUCAUAUUCGUGAACAAUCCAGGAAACUGAAUAAUCCAGAUUACACAGAACACGCUUGGAAAAUUUACGUAACAGAUAUUUUCGAAAACGAUAAUGCCGCUGUCGAAGAUAAUUGCAAUAAACUUCAACUAGUGUUCGAUCCACAGGUACGUGGAACUGGAAAAGCUGUUGGUGACAUCGAUGCUCGAUUAGGCAAUUUAAAGAUAACGACAGAUUCGCAAAAGUUCAAAUAUCCCCAAUUGUUCAACGAUAAAGAGUUUGUCGUUCUGCCAAGUGACUUGUACGGUCCUUCGCGAAAACUGUACGUUGUAAUUUUCGAUCCAGUCCAUCCGGAUACGUUCCUAUCAUGUGCUAAGCUCAGACAUUUGAAAUCUAAAUCAGCCAGAGCAUUGGUCAAUGGAGGUGGAAUAAAAGGCGAGAUCCGUUUUGUACAGAGAUCACGUUUCGAGCCAACUUGGAUUAAUGGCUCUUUUUCGGCUGUAACCGAUGAGCCCCAGGACAACGAGAAUUACGCCAAAGAUGUUGCAGCUUUUAAAAUAAAUGAGCUACCGUUGAGAUCAUACUCGGCACACUUAGACAGUUUCUGCUUGAGUUCAGGACAAACAUUGAAUCCCACCAAUAUCCAGGAGAGAGACAUACCUCCACCCGGAUUUGGAACGCAAGAUCAAUACCCGAUCGGAGAUUUGAGCGGUAAACUUACCAACCGCAAUAAACGUGAAAACCACAAAAUGUUUCUUCCUGGUAUAAGCGCUGAGCUCAGCGGAUUCUACUGGGAUACGUUUCUUCCUCUACAGGGUAGAAGUAGUAUCGUUUUCCGAGGUUUUAAUGUUCUUCGUUAUAAUCGUACGAACCCUUCCAAUAUAACACAGGUGCCCUGGGCUUGUGGUUCGGUUGCUUUAUAUGAGAUCAGCAGACCAUAUCAAAUUCCGAUUGUUACGGCACAGGUCCUAUUCCGGUAUCCAAUAGUGGGGCGAAUUUUAUUCCGACAAGUAAAAGAUGAGUAUUGGGGAGAUACAUCUAUAGUAAUAGAGUACUUAAUCCAUGCCGAUGGUUCACAAGUGAACAACACGGCAAUACAUCGCUGGGCAGUAACUAAUGAUCCUCCCGGGAAGGAUUUCUAUGAUUGGCAGAAUAGGUGUGUUAGCACCGGAGUCAUCUUUAAUCCGCAGAAAGCAUCUUUCGGUGCACAAACAUGGGAAUCAAAGUGCACAUUGUACUCACAGGAACUAUGUCGAAUAGGAGAUCUAUCCAAUAGACUAGGAACGCUAGAUAUAGCCGGCAACAAAGCAGAAAGUCAACGCAUCAGCCGCAGAAUGUUUGUCGAUCAGAAUCUUCCUUUGAGCGGUCCAUCGAGUAUAAUUGGUCGAUCAAUUGUAAUUUACGAUGAUCAUGGUCCACAGGCGAGAGGCGAACGUUUGGCAUGUUCCAUAAUAGGCGGCUAUCAUCGGAGAAAAGUGGUCGCUAGGGAUUGGUACUCAAAUGGUGAUCCAUUCACAAUCAAAGGCAAACUGGAGAUGAUACAGCAAUCCGAGUACGAUCUUACGAAUGCAGAGGUGGACUUUAAAGGAUUGGUGGCUAACAGUGGUUAUCAUGUGCAUAUUGCACCGGUCGAAGGCGAUUUGGAGUUUCCGUGUGAAGAUUCCUCCGUGUAUGGCCACUGGAAUCCACGCAACGUCGAUCCAAAGCAAUCCCCUGCUCCAGCAAUGGGUAGUACAGAUCAGUACGAGAUUGGUGAUCUAAGUGGAAAGUUCGGUACACUGGAUGGAGUUUCUAUGUACGAACAGUCGUACAACGAUUCCCGGUUGCCACUGUUUGGCUACGAAAGCAUCAUCGGUCGAUCGAUCGUCAUUCAUAAGAAGGAAAGAAAUCGCAGAUGGGCUUGCAGUACACUGGAACGUGGGUACAGUCCCAGUGAAGCAAGAGAAAUACGAGCUAUCGCGUCGUUCCAUCAUCCGGUUGGGUUCGCAUACGGUUACAUCCGGAUGACCCAGUUGAUCGGGAAUGAUGGUAGCCAAAGUGAUACAAUUAUCGAGGUGAAGUUGAGAUACCCUGGAAAACAUGACCGCAACAUGACCUUCAAUCACAACUGGCAAAUUUGGGUAAACCCUGUCGGUGUGGAUGCCACAGUAAAGCAAGUUGAAACCCGAUGCGUUGCUGCCGGUUACGUGUGGAAUCCUUACUACACCCAAUUAGCGGAUCCACUGAAUCAAGAUCUCUAUCGUCAAGAGUGUGGCCCUGAUAAUCCGUUACGGUGCUAUGUCGGAGACGUAUCAGCUCGAUUAGGUACCAUCAACAUCGGAGAGCGCCGAAUGGUUUUCACCGAUAGCAACUUUCCACUUGAAGGUACGGUAAGUGCCUUAGGCCGAGCUAUAGUCAUUUUUGGACCCGAGAAGUCACCGGAUCGAUUCGCUUGUGCAAAGAUUGAACCCGAUCACGAUAUUGUGAAAUACAUUAACCUCAAGAAACCACCACGUUUCGUGGUAGCGCAGUUCCUGGAAGAAAUUCGCACUGUCAUGGGACUACCCGAGUGGAUGUUGGCAAUCGAUUCACGAAGCACGAAAUCGCUUCAUAACGAUGCCUGCGUCCAAAUGAUCGUGCACUUCAAAGGUCCUAGUGCACAUCAGAUCGAGCAGGACUUUUCCAAGCUGCUAGCGAUCGGUCGACUCGAUCAGCCAAGUAUCUAUAUUCCGGGAUACGUGAAUCCGAAACGCAAGAAGACACUUUCUUACCGAACAUGCGGAGUUCGUGAUCCUACUGAUAAAAACAGUAAAGAUUUCUUUAGUGGAACUGGUUCAACGAAGAACUCAUUUGACCUGACGGUUAUAGCAUUCAUAGUGUAUGCACUGACAACGUUACUCAAUUAUUCAGUAUGUGAUAUAAGAGAUUAGCUGAAUUCCUAGAAUUCUGUAACUUUGUUGAAACAAAAUAAAAGAAAUAAAAAGAUGUUAACCGUCGAAUCA
Messenger RNA from Malaya genurostris, 4068 nucleotides. RefSeq lists its product as uncharacterized. The transcript has 7 exons. Gene Ontology annotation, molecular function: metal ion binding. Gene Ontology annotation, biological process: superoxide metabolic process. Lineage: Eukaryota; Metazoa; Arthropoda; Insecta; Diptera; Culicidae. The record is from RefSeq and is a predicted model, not a curated record. The coding region runs from base 541 to 3996 and encodes 1151 amino acids.